AACAAACAGAUUCUGGCAGACAGUCUUCUUCGCGAAGCAACUGCUACCUACAAGUUUUGUGCAAGAGCCUUUUUUGUUUCUUCGAUAAUUUUUCGGUCAGUCAGUUCUUUUACCACUUUCGUCGGAAGCGCAAAAGAACCCAGGAAAUGAGGUUCAUCGGGCCGUGAGUUUAGAACAGUGGAGUGCGCUCUUCGAUUGUCCCAUACGGUGGAAGCAACCAGCUUCGGGUUUUCAUUCAACAUCUUUUUCGCCAAGAUUCACCAAGAGGGUGGUUCAUUGUGGAAUCUUGAAGAAAAUCUGGAUCAGCUUGUGUCGUGACGUGCAUCCUGAAAGAGGGAACAAAAUGCCUGUGUGUGAAUACUAGUUUUUUUUUUGUGUGCGUCGUAUUAUUCAUUGCUGCUGCUGGCCAGAAUCGACUAGCAGAGAAAAAGGUAGCAGGAGAAAGGAAUAAAAAAUCACCAAUCAAUAACGGCGAAGAGUGAAGAAAAAGUAGUUGUGCUCUGUUGGGCGAAGCUCCCCCUUUUUUUUGGAGCGUUGAGUGUGAAGUGCAACAUUGAUGGGUGGUUACAAAUUUUAUUGGCGAAUGUAAAAUUAUUCAAAGGUGAAAAUCUCUACCCUGUGUGCUAGGAAAUAAAAGUGGUGGGUGGGGGUGCCUGAGAUCUGAGGCGAGAACUCAGUGGAGGAAUUUUGUUGGAUCUUGGCGGAUGGCGACCACUGGUGGACCGGGUGCCCCAGCCCGCAACGGUAUCAAGGAUGCAAACGGGCCCCGAGUGGUGACGAUCCACAAGACGGAAACCGGUUUCGGAUUCAAUGUCCGGGGCCAAGUCAGCGAGGGUGGCCAGUUGCGGUCGAUCAACGGGGAAUUGUAUGCUCCGCUGCAGCAUGUUAGUGCCGUAUUGGAUAAUGGAGCCGCUGAGCUAGCCGGCAUCAAAAAGGGCGACCGGAUUCUGGAAGUAAAUCACGUAAACGUAGAAGGUGCAACACACAAGCAAGUAGUUGAUCUCAUCAAAUCUGGCGGAGAUACGUUGACACUAACGGUGAUAUCAGUGACUCAACAGGAAGCAGAGCGUCUCGAGCCCACUGAUGAUCCUGGCGGAUAUUCCUACAUUGACUACUCGGAGAAACGCAGCCUACCGAUUAGCAUUCCCGACUACAAUAUCAUCCACCGGGGAAGCGAACGCUUCGUCGUGUUCAACAUUCACAUGGCUGGAAGGCAGCUGUGCUCCCGCCGGUACAGGGAAUUUUCCAACCUACACCAGGUACUGAAAAAGGAAUUCACGGGCUUUAACUUCCCCAAGCUGCCCGGAAAGUGGCCAUUCCAACUCAGUGAGCAGCAACUCGAUGCACGACGGCGUGGCUUGGAGCAGUAUUUGGAAAAAGUGUGCGCCGUGCGGGUGAUCGCCGAAAGCGAUGCGGUGCAGGAGUUUCUCACCGAUUCGGAGGACGACAUCGCGGCCUCCCCGGUGGACAUCAAAAUUAUGCUACCGGAUCACAACGUUGUGACCGUAUCGGUACGCAAGUCAGCCAACGCGCAACUAGUCUGGGAGCAAUUGGUACAACGAGCGAGUUUGACCUCGUACACGCAGCAAUAUUUUUACCUGUUUGAGAUUGUCGAGUAUAACUUCGAGCGGAAGCUACAACCGCACGAGAUUCCCCAUCAGUUGUACGUUCAGAACUACAGUACGGCAUCGAGCACCUGCCUAUGUGUCCGCCGGUGGUUGUUUUCCAUCGAGCGGGAAAUGACACUGCCCACCGGGGAGCAAGCUGCCAAGUACAUCUUCUAUCAGGCCGUGGACGAGGUAAACCGGGGUAACAUCCGUGCCGACGGGCGUCUCUACGAACUAAAAGCACUGCAGGACUCGAAAAAAGCCGACGAGUAUUUGUCUCUGGCGAGAACCCUGCCCGGCUACGGGGACAUUGUGUUCCCUCACUGCGCAUGCGAUAGCCGCAAGGAAGGCCACGUCGUGCCGGCUGUCGGCAUGAAAAGCUUCCGGUUGCAUGCGUGCCGGGAGGAUGGUGCCCUCGAGGUACAAACCGUGGAAUUGCAAUGGAACACCAUUUCGCGCUGGGAAAGUGACGAGGAAUCGAUGGCAUUUUGCUUCCAGUACAGUAGAUCUGACAAACCGCCGCGAUGGGUGAAGGUCUUUACGCCAUAUCACGCAUUUUUGGCAGAUUGUUUCGAUAGGAUAAUGGAAGAACGAUCCUGGGAUGACACCGGAGAGUAACUUACUUGACAAGAAUCCGUUUAUGGAGCUUCUUUCGAGUAAGAAGAAGGGAGGAUAUAGCAUAGCAAUUAGACAAAUUAUAUAUCUCCUAAUAUAAUUUAUUUGUAAACCAAUCAAAAGGUCCUAUUGACAAAACAAGAACAUUGAUCUAGUGCAGGACGUCACGAAAUAGUGAAUAAAGGUGACGCCAUUUUCUGUAGCUCCAAUAUUAAUUUGAUAAUAAUGCAAGUUGGUGAAGAAAACAGUCGACGUAUUAUUGCCAAAACUUUUUCAGAAAAAGUAUAAUUUUCAAACAUCCGAAUGGUUUUGCUUAGUUACUAACAUACACUACUUCGUAAUAAUUGCGUCCUAACAAGAAAAAUAUAUGUGAUUUUAUCAAUCAAAAAGUAUGCAUAUUA
This is a messenger RNA of Aedes aegypti (yellow fever mosquito), 2623 nucleotides long. RefSeq names its product sorting nexin-27 (gene Snx27). Gene Ontology annotation, biological process: intracellular protein transport; signal transduction. Bases 705 to 2225 code for a protein of 506 amino acids. Lineage: Eukaryota; Metazoa; Arthropoda; Insecta; Diptera; Culicidae. The transcript has 5 exons. Gene Ontology annotation, cellular component: early endosome. Gene Ontology annotation, molecular function: protein binding; phosphatidylinositol-3-phosphate binding. The record is from RefSeq and is a predicted model, not a curated record.